Ricinus communis (castor bean) is the source of this 1145-nucleotide messenger RNA. RefSeq names its product transcription factor RAX2. Bases 84 to 911 code for a protein of 275 amino acids. The transcript is spliced from 3 exons. NCBI's taxonomy places the organism in Eukaryota, Viridiplantae, Streptophyta, Magnoliopsida, Malpighiales, Euphorbiaceae. The record is from RefSeq and is a predicted model, not a curated record.
AUGUAAUAAUCCUGUUCCCCUCUUCUUGGUCAUUGAAAGCUUAAAGUGGUAUUGAGUUUGAGCUAAUUAAGUCAUUCAUUACCAUGGGAAGAGCACCGUGUUGUGACAAAGCUAACGUGAAAAGAGGGCCUUGGUCUCCUGAAGAAGAUGCCACCCUCAAGAACUAUAUUCAUACACAUGGAACUGGUGGCAAUUGGAUUGGCUUGCCCAGCAAAGCAGGCCUGAGGAGAUGCGGCAAGAGCUGUCGUUUGAGGUGGUUGAAUUAUCUGAGACCUGACAUCAAGCAUGGAGAUUUUACUGAAGAAGAAGACAACAUUAUUUGUACUCUGUAUAGUAACAUAGGAAGCAGGUGGUCUUUUAUAGCUUCACAGCUGCCAGGAAGAACAGACAAUGAUGUGAAGAACUACUGGAAUACUAAAUUAAAGAAAAAGCUUUUUUCAGGCAAGAUUAAUGAUGCAGGAAAAUCAGGCAGUAACAAUAGAAAUUCUCCUGAUCGUAUGGCAGAUAUUUUUGCUUCCAUUCCGGAAGAUGAAGCUUAUAAUCCUGAAAAUUCACUUCUCUUGAACGCAAAUUCUGGUACCAUGACACCACUCAUGGCGGUCCGUAACUACGAUCACUAUUACUCUAACCCACAAGGGCUAAUUUUGGCGGAAAGCACCCUUCUAAAUCUUACAGAAGCUCCAAAUUUUGGACAUAACAUUUAUAAUGCAACAUCAUCAUCAUCAUCAGCAUCUUCUUCUUAUUCUCAAGAAGUUUCAAGUCUCUCUCCUUCAUCUGCUCUGUUACCUUCAGACAAUGCCGGCUCAUGGUCCGGCGACGAAAGAUUACUAGUACAAGAGGGUGAAAUUAAUCUACUAGAAUUUGGACUCGAUCAGUCUCCAUAUGAGCUGCUCAAUUACCUAACAUUUUAAGAAAGCAAAAUACCUGCAGUAGGUAUAUACUUUAUAAAUAUGUAUUUCUGAUAAUCAAGUUACUCUUUACUAAUACUUAGAUAUUAGCAGAUGGCGAAGCUUCUAUUUAUUACUAUAUAGUAUAUCCAAAACACAUGGUAUACAACUAUGUGAAUACGUAUUCUCAAAUAAGUAUUAAGGAAGUGUUCCAGUAUGUAAAUGCCUGGUACGUGAUUACAUUGUGUAUUAGUAGUG